This is a messenger RNA of Lepisosteus oculatus (spotted gar), 2185 nucleotides long. RefSeq lists its product as uncharacterized. The record is from RefSeq and is a predicted model, not a curated record. NCBI's taxonomy places the organism in Eukaryota, Metazoa, Chordata, Actinopteri, Semionotiformes, Lepisosteidae.
UCAGCAUCAAGCUAUCCUAUGUUCAAAUUUUAUUAAGGAGUCGUUUUUCGGAACCGUACAGUUAUACGACCGCGUAUGCCCUAUAGUUGUGCGUUUUCAACAAUGAAGUCACUUGUACUAGGUUUCUACCUCGCGGGGAUGCUUUUUCCCGGUGUUUUUUCGGGGCCGAUCGAAACGACGCGGGGUCUACUAGCGCCCCAAACAACCGCUCCUCCGCCCCCCGGCUCGGGCGACUCAUCGACCCAGGACACGUCGCGGCUCGACCAGCUUGACGCGCCCGGGAGCUCAUCUCUGCCGGGCGCGCUGCUCAGCCGCUCCAAGUCCGGACGGUCCGGGAAAGGUUCCGUGCGGGAUGUGUCGGUGAGCUGCAGGGAGUCUGAGAUGGUGGUGAGAGUGAGAAAGGACUUCUACGGCUUCGGGUAUCGUGACGCGCGGCUGACCCUGGGUCCUGACUGCCAGCCCAGUAGCCUGGACGAGGAUACGGGGGACCUGCUCUUCAAAUACAACCUCCUCGACUGCGGCAGUCGAAGACUAAUGCCACCGGGCUACGUUGUUUAUAAGAACUUCCUCCAUUAUAUCCCGAAUCAACGCGCAGCAGCAGCCCGCGGGCUACCGCGUAUCAACGUUGAGAUCGAGUGCUACUAUUCUAGAAAAAACGAUGACGUCUCCUUUGAAUCCAGCAAAGACGACACGGUCUUUGAUUUAAAACUGAUGAAUGAUGCUUGGACUGCAGUUUCCAAGACCAACAUCUAUAACUCUGGAGACCAACUUCAUGUCCAGGCAUCGUGUUAUCCUGCCUUUGAUGGAGAAAAGCUUUUCAUUAAUCACUGCUUUACAACCCUUUCUGGCCACCCAAAGCCCACUCCACAGUACAUCCUGGUUGACAACUUGGGCUGUGCCAAUAACAGGAUGGGAGCCAAGUUUGUUUCCCCUAGAGCCGACGAUGCAAUUAACCUUGCCUUUGAUACAACGCCCCUUAAGGAUAUGGAGAUCUACCUGCACUGCUCCAUGUUCUUGUCUACUCCAGAGACCACAGAGGGUUCCAAGUCCUGUAAUUAUUGUGCAGCUACAAAAAGGUGGAAAGACAUUGGACAGGUGGCUGAUGGCGUAUGUGACUGCUGUAACUCUAAUUGCACUGCUAAGAUGAAGACCAACUUACCUCGAGAUCUUAAGAGCCUUGGCCCCAUAGUGAUAAAGGGAGCUUCUCGCAGUAGGGGAGCUGGACUGUUUCCUGGGGCUGAAAUUCUCUGGUUUCAGGCAAAAGGUGGGGAUCAUGGUCAAGGGCAUAAACAAGACUUCCAACUGGAUGAGGAAGAUAGCAGUGGUGAUGCUGAGGAGGAUGAAGGAAGUGAGAGUGAUUUUGGAGAGGAAGAUAGCAGCAGUGGUGGUGAUGCUGAGGAGGAUGAAGGAAGUGAGGGUGAUUUUGGAGAGGAAGAUAGCAGUGGUGAUGCUGAGGAGGAUGAAGGAAGUGAGAGUGAUGGUGAUGAUGAGAAGGAAGAUUCUGAAGGGGAUGAGGAGGAUGAAACUGGGGAUGAAGAAGAAGAGGAGGAGGAGGAGGAGGAGGAUGAUGAGUGGGCUUUAACUACAGAGCAGCCUGAAAGUGACCCAGAUACACCUGCAGCAGACCAGCAUACCACCCCUGCUGGUGUGGGGACUCGGAUGCCCUCUCCUCCAGCAGCGGUAGUAGUGAGCUCUUCACCACCAGUGCAGACCACAAUGAAGGCUAAUGUCACUCUGAGCCCAGGGCCUCUGCUGCAGGAAGCUGACAACGGCACGUCCCCAUCCCCAACCUCGCAAGAACGGCCAGAGCUGCUGUCUGAGGAGGAUUAUGAGGAUUCUGAGGAGUUUGGGCUUGAGGAGGACUAUGAGAGUGGUGAUGACCUGGCUGAGCCUCAGUCUGACCAGGCUGUGCUCGCGCCAGGUACGCUAGCCCGUGAAGAUGGUGUCCCUUUGUCCUUGACUCCCUCUGGUGUUGAAGGAGCUCAGAAAGGGGAUGACGAACACAAGGCCAUGAUGUCACAGUAGCCUCUUCCAUUUGGCAAAGAAGGCUAGUGUAUUCCUGUGGAGGGACUUUACCUCCUGCCUCUGCAGCUGGGAUGAAUGAUUGCAGUAGGUGCGAAACUGAUCUGUAAGGCCUGUAAUUUUGCAAAAUAAAAGUCAGUCUUGAUGGGGUUUCUUUUUUUCA